UUUCUGCUCUUUCUACUGCAAAGACUCCAAAUAUUCCUGAAGAAUAUCCGCCUAAAGAUAGCUAUAAAAAUAACAGACAGCUUAAUAUAAUCGCUAGCAUAAUUUUGGUUUGCAAACAUUUGGUUUUAUUCUGGAAACAAAUUGGAUAUUAUUAG
Messenger RNA from Cetraspora pellucida, 155 nucleotides. The record is from the annotation of a GenBank genome assembly. NCBI's taxonomy places the organism in Eukaryota, Fungi, Glomeromycota, Glomeromycetes, Diversisporales, Gigasporaceae.